GGGAGGCCGGGAGGAGGCUGGAAGGGACGCGAGCGGCGCGCCGGUGGCGGGCUCGGCUGGGAGGCCGCGGAGACUCGCGCGGAGCCCAAAGUUUGCGCGCAGCCCCUGGGCGGCGGCGCGCGGGGGCCGGGACCGCCUUGCGCGCCGCCCUCGCCCGCCCCGGCCGCGCCGAGGGUCGCCGGCGGCCACGCGGAGGCGGCCGGGAGCGGCGCCGCGGCAGCUUUGGAGUGGAGCGUCAUGCUGAGCCGGAGCAGGGCGCCGUGGGGAGCGCAGGUGCCGUGACCGUGACCGUGACCGUGACCGGCAGCGGGGUCUCACCUAGGUCCUCUCGGUCGAGCUGCACCAUCUGCCAAACCACCCGAGCCCGGGCGAGCCCCUGACAGGUGCUGCAGAGCUGUCAGCGUAAGGGGAAGGAGGAGCCGAUGGCUUUAGCCGGCUGCCCGGAUUCCUUCUUGCACCAUCCUUACUACCAGGACCAGGUGGAGCAGACGCCCCCUCUCAGUCCACGAGAUCUGGCGGGACCGGGCUUCCCAGCACCGUCGGACCGGCUCACGAAUCACCAGGAGGAUGACGUAGACCUGGAAGCCCUGGUGAACGAUGUGAACGCGUCGCUGGAGAGUUUGUACCCAUCCUGUAGCAUGCAGUCAGAGACGGCGCCCCUGCUCCAGAACGGCCAGCACACCCGCAGCCAGCCGCCACCUUCGGGAACAAGGUCCCUGCAGACGCCGCGUUCCCAGCCUGUGCACAUCCUUGCCGUCAGACGCCUGCAGGAAGAAGACCAGGAGCUCCGAACCUCGUCUCUGCCGGCCAUCCCCAACCCUUUCCCUGAGCUCUGCGGCCCCGGGAGCCCGCCGGUGCUGACGCGGGGCUCCCUACCUCCAAGCCAGGCUGCUGCGAAGCAGGAUGUGAGGAUCUUCAGUGAGGACGGGACGAGCAGAGUGGUGGAGAUCCCAGCAGACAUGACGGCCAGGGACCUGUGCCAGCUGCUGGUUUACAGAAGUCACUGUGUGGACGACAACAGCUGGACGCUCGUGGAGCACCACCCGCACCUGGGACUAGAGAGGUGCCUGGAAGACCACGAGCUGGUGGUCCAGGUGGAGAGUACCAUGGCAAGCGAGAGCAAGUUUUUAUUUAGGAAGAAUUACGCAAAAUACGAGUUUUUCAAAAAUCCUGCGAAUUUCUUCCCAGAGCAGAUGGUCACUUGGUGUCAGCAGUCCAACGGCGGUCACAACCAGCUUCUGCAGAACUUCCUGAACCCCAGUAGCUGCCCCGAAAUCCAGGGGUUCCUGCACGUGAAGGAGCUCGGCCGGAAGUCGUGGAGAAAGCUGUACGUGUGUUUGCGGAGAUCAGGCCUUUAUUGCUCCACCAAGGGGGCGUCCAAGGAGCCCCGACACCUGCAGCUGCUCGGGGGCUUGGAGGAGAGCAGCGUCUUCUCUCUGAUUGCCGGCAAGAAGCAGUACAGUGCCCCCACCGACUACGGCUUCUGCAUAAAGCCCAACAAAGUCAGGAGCGAGACGAAGGAGCUGCGGUUGCUGUGUGCCGAAGACGAGCAAGGCAGAACGUGCUGGAUGACCGCGUGCAGGCUCCUCAAGAUGCCAGGAGCACCUCAACCAGUGAGACAACCAGAAACGUCUCCAGAGUAUGGAAUGCUGCUGUACCAGAACUUCAGGAUCCCGCCCCCGCGGAAGGCCUUGCUCCCCUCCUUCUGCACACCGGUGCGCAGCGUCUCUGAGAACUCUCUGGUGGCAAUGGAUUUUUCUGGGCAAACAGGAAGAGUGAUCGAGAACCCGGCCGAAGCCCAGAGCGCGGCCCUGGAGGAAGGCCAUGCCUGGAGGAAGCGAAGCACACGGAUGAACAUCCCAGGCAGCCAGAGCCCCCUCCACCCUUCCACCCUAAGUACAGUGAUUCACAGGACGCAGCACUGGUUCCACGGCAGGAUCUCCAGGGAGGAGUCUCACCGGAUCAUCAAGCAGCAGGGGCUGGUGGACGGGCUUUUUCUCCUCCGAGACAGCCAGAGCAAUCCAAAGGCUUUUGUGCUCACGCUCUGUCAUCAUCAGAAAAUUAAAAAUUUCCAGAUCUUACCUUGCGAGGAUGACGGGCAGAUGUUCUUCAGCCUCGACGACGGGAACACCAAAUUCUCUGACCUGAUCCAGCUUGUGGACUUUUACCAGCUCAACAAAGGCGUCCUACCUUGCAAACUCAAGCACCACUGCAUCCGAGUGGCCUUAUGACCUCACACUCACUCUUGGCCGAGGACGGGAGCAAGCUGACACUGGAACGGGGCCGGGGGGUCGCGCGUCGCCGAGAGCGCUCGUCCGUUCUGCACCCCGGGGAGCGGGGUCCGUCGGGGCCCCCCCGCCAGGAGGGACUCGGGGUCGGACUCCCGCAACAAUUAGCUGCUGCGGAUCUGACGGGGCUGCCUCCCCGCCCCGCCCCAAACGCCGAACAGAUCGGGGAGGCAGGAGAGCGCAACCGCGAACGGGAGGCAAAAAACUGGACGGAUCAUCUUGGCUGGGCCACGUGGGAGCGAGAACCAGAGACACGUAAUUGGAAAUGAACUCUUGCCCUGGAAUAAUCUUGACAAUUAAAACUGAUAUGUUUACUUUUUUGUAUCGAUCACUUUUUGCACUUCUUCUUUGUUUUCAAUAUUGCCCUCGGCCCCAGUAGGAGGGGGUGUGGCUCCUCCGUGCACGAGGGACGCAGGGACCGUGGCGAGGAGCAGACUCCAGAGACCGAAUCCGGGCCCCCAGGUGUUUCCAGGUCCCCACCCGGUGCAGGUGACUGGAGGCGGAUCCGCUCCCAGGUAACAAACCACCCCAGCCCCUCCCCAGAAUACUUGAAGAGCUUUUUUUUUUUUUUUUUUUUUUUUAAAGACACAGGUGUCACCCGUAGUAGGCAUUGGGCCCCUGGUGUGGACGCAGUUGGGCACCCCCAUCUGUCCAUCACUUCUGUGUGCACAGAUGCCCCCUACACCUGGUACAUGUGUGUCCUUCACAGUUCAGGAGGCCUGGGUGCUCUGGAAGCUCGCCGGCCCACCGCACGGUCUGGCUGAGUGGCCUCGCCUCUAGUGGACAUGGGGAGCGUCCCUGGGACCCCCGCUGCCCCAGCACCCAGUGUCCACUGCCCCCUCUAAGCUUGUUCUAGAACGAUCGCUGCCUUACUCCCCACCACCCCUGGGCGCACAGGCUUUUUCCUGGCCGUCAUCCCUCCAGGGGUUAAAGGAUCGAAAAGGAAAAUGGCACCUGCUUGACUGCCAGAGGUGGCCCGAGGGUUUCCAUGGUGAUAAAGACGUGAACAUAGAAAAGGGCACGUCUGCUGCCCGGCACGGACAGGUCCUCACUCGAUGACCUCUGUCCUGCUGAAAAGCCCUGUGAGCUGGCCCAGGCGGAGGCCCCCCUCGGCGGGCUGGAGCUCAGAAGAGUCUGGUCAACACAGCACUGCUUUCCCCGUGGGGGACUGAGUCACACGGUGACUGGACUGCCCCCCCACCCCGUCCCCGUAGCUGAGUCACCAGGUGUGACGGGGCCGAGGCUUUACCGGCGGUCUCUGCAAAGCAGAAAGGUCUCCCCUGACAGGCCUGGGAGAAUGGGUCACCACGCGGGACUGGCCCCCCAGGUGCCUGCCUGUGCCCCACCGCCGUGCCCCCAGUGAGCGUGCACCCUGGUGGGACCCACGGGACCCUCAUCAGUGGCACUGCUGUGCUCCUGGGACCUCAAGGGUGUAGAAACACUGUAUUUUAGUUUACGGGCCUCACUCUGCUCGUUUUCCACAAAAUGUCUACUUACGCAAAGGCAGAAUUUUUAGUAAAACGUUUUUAGCCGUAGACACUCCGUCGCGUUUUCUUCGUUUUGUAGCCAGUUAUCUCAGGCCCUUGCACAUCAGCCGACCCCCAGGUCCCGCCUGGCUGCCGGCCGCCAGGGCGCUGCCCCUCGGAGCCGGUCUUCAGUUCCCAUUAGACAUUUUUCUCUCCACUGAUUGGAAGUAGAACCAGAGAGCAAUGCGGCGAUCUCUCUUUCCCUGUGCGUAGACCUGGAGGAUGAGGUUCUCACGCCCCUGUCCGCUGGACGGCCAGCCUCCACGGCAUCUCGUGCUUGUAAACAUGCAUUUUAUUUAAGAGGAGCGGGAAAGCUGGACCCUGACUCACGGUCUGUGUGUUGCUGGGUUGACGUCGUCUUCUGUACCUUCCUGGCCACGGUGAAAUGCUGGGUGCAGGGUGGGAGCCCCCGUGCCUGGUGGCUGGGAAUUCCACCCAGAAGCAGCCUGUCCCUCGAGGAUAUGGGCGCCUGGCCUGACCAAGCAGGGGCGGAAGGAUGGUCAACUUUUAUUUUUGUAUUUAAAAUGACAUGAAUGUAAACGGAACAGCUCAGGGUCAUUUUGGAGCCUGUUGACUUUCUCUCUCUCUCUCUCUCUCGCCUGUGAUUUUCUUUUCUCAAAGGAAAACCCCACAUAGCAGCCUGGACUUAGUUGGAAAUACCCAGCCCUUUGGGUACUGGAGUUGAAAUGGGUGAUCUCUGGUACCUUAGGUCUUCGAGUUCUGGAACGUUGUUUUGUUCGCUAAACCUUGGAGAAAUGCGUGCCUCAGUCUAGCUGUUUUGUCUUCUCUUUUGUGCACUUAAUGCCUGACAGUCUGACCAACUGAGGCAGCUGUCCAGGGCGGGACCUGCUCGCGGGGGAUCAUGUAGUCCCCGGGUGAGCUCGCGGUGCCGGUGACACAGAGGACGUGUGGACGGUUUCAGGGAAUGCUGAAGGUAUCACGAGACAAAACCUUUAUUCCACGUGCUUUGCCCCUUUCUGUACAUAGCUCUGCAGCUUGUGAACCUAAUUGUAAACUUUCAGGUAUUUUUGUACAAAUGAGGGACUGAUGUUCUGUUUCUUGUAAUUAGAAAUAAACAUGACUACGGUGUUCUUGGUU
This is a messenger RNA of Lutra lutra (Eurasian river otter), 4912 nucleotides long. It is a transcript of the gene GRB10, whose product is annotated as growth factor receptor bound protein 10. The coding region runs from base 423 to 2231 and encodes 602 amino acids. The transcript has 19 exons. Gene Ontology annotation, biological process: insulin receptor signaling pathway; negative regulation of insulin receptor signaling pathway; negative regulation of Wnt signaling pathway. The record is from RefSeq and is a predicted model, not a curated record. Lineage: Eukaryota; Metazoa; Chordata; Mammalia; Carnivora; Mustelidae. Gene Ontology annotation, molecular function: insulin receptor binding.